Rotaria socialis is the source of this 984-nucleotide messenger RNA. The record is from the annotation of a GenBank genome assembly. NCBI's taxonomy places the organism in Eukaryota, Metazoa, Rotifera, Eurotatoria, Philodinida, Philodinidae.
AUGGAAGCAACUUUGGUACCAUUGUCACCAGUCGAUGAUACACCGUGUCGAUCGAGUUUAACAUAUUUACAUGGCAAAGCAACACUUGUUUGGGCAUUACGUCAUUCCGUGAUUGAGCUAGAUUUUGAAUCUAUGUCAAAAAAGCAUCUUUGGAAUUCAACGUCAAUUAUAACAGACAUGAUAUACAAUUCUACUACCGUUGAAGAUAAGAAUAGUUUUUAUUUAGGUGUAGCACUAACCGAUCAUGAAUCAAUUGUUUUAUAUUGCCGAUCGGAUGGCCGCUAUCGUAUAUUACCAUUUGAAUCUUGUAUUAUAGUAGAUAGUGACUACCAAGAGGUGUCAGGAUUAGCUAUUAACAAUCACAUUUUAUAUGUUGCGGAUAGAGUUGCACAUAAAAUUUAUGCAUUAACCUUAUCACCCAAUGGUUUUCUUGUAAACAAAGAUAUUUUACCAUUAAAUACAAGUACAGUAGCUGAUAUUCAAUCAAUGUUUAUUCAUAAUGAUUAUCUUGUGUGGUUAACAAGAAGUGGCCAUGUACGUAUUGUUUCAUUGAUAACGUAUGAAGUACGAUAUCUCUUUUGGUUUGACGAACAAUUACGAGCCAUUCGACUUGUAUCUUUUGGCCAAUGGCCAAAUCAAACAACAACGACUAAAGCAUCAACUACAACACAUUCAACAACGACAACAACGACCACAGUGACAACAACGAUUACGACUACAUCAAACGCUACCACUGAAAUAAUAACAACAACGCAAUAUCAUAAUGACGAUAACUAUAGUCCUUGGAAGGCAACAACUUAUCUCACAUCAAUUAUUUUAGGCAUUGCAUUGUUUCUUUGUGCAGCUAUGAUUACUUGCGUCUUACUUAACUAUCGUCUGGGACGUGUUGUACCACAUAGUUUUACUAAUAUAUUUCAUGUUCUACGUCAUCGAACAGUAGCAGCACGAUCCACACCAGAAAUAUCCGACGACACAUUGGCAUAA